UGCGCAUCAGCGAAAGGAUGAUGAUUAAGUUCACAAUAGUUUAGUCCAGAACCUUCCAUUCGUUUCUCUUAGUUCUGAGAGAUUGUAACAGUGUUAACGUAUUCUGCCUGUUCACGCAGAGAAGAAAGCUUUUCAUUCGCGAAAUUUAUAUUUUAAGCAUAACCACGCCAUCUCAAAGGCUUAAAAAUGGUAAAGGAAACUACAUAUUACGAUAUAUUGGGUGUAAAACCAAAUUGUACAGUUGAAGAAUUAAAGAAAUCUUACAGGAAAUUGGCUUUAAAAUACCAUCCUGAUAAAAAUCCUUCUGAAGGAGAAAAGUUUAAACAAAUAUCUCAGGCAUAUGAAGUUCUGUCUAAUCCAGAAAAGCGUCGAAUAUAUGAUCAGGGAGGAGAACAAGCUAUCAAAGAAGGUGGCGUUGGCAGUGCCAAUGGAAUGUCUUCCCCAAUGGACAUUUUUGAUAUGUUUUUCGGAGGUGGUACUAGGAAACGUGAUAACAAAAGUGCGAAUGUUGUUCACCAAUUGGGUGUUACACUUGAAGAACUGUACAAUGGUGCAGUGAGAAAAUUAGCUGUACAGAAAAAUGUUAUCUGUGAUAAAUGCGAAGUUCUAAUUUCAGGUGAAGUAAUCAAGCAUCAAUCGCUAAAAUGUAUUCUAAACGAAGGCAUGCCUCAGUAUAAGAAUCCGUUUGAAAAGGGCAGACUUAUAAUACAAUUUAUUGUGAAUUUCCCAGAAACUAUCGAUCACGUUGCAGUUCCCCAGUUAGAAGCUGUUCUACCACCCAGACCUGAACAUAUUAUUCCUGAUGAUGCUGAUGAGGUUCCUUUAAUGGAUAUUUCACCUGAUCAUGAUUCUAAAUAUCAAAGAUACAAACAAGUAUAUGAAGAAGAUGAACAUGAUGGACCUCGAGGUGUACAAUGUCAAACUCAUUAGGACGAUUUAUGUAAACUAAGAACUUAUGUUCAAUUAUAUAUAUACACACACAUACAUUCUUACAUACAUAUUUAUUUUCUUUCAGUUUGUAAUUAUGAGCUGCAUUUUUGCUGUAGUACAGGGAGACAUUGUAAACUUUAAUUGUUCAGUACUUCUGUAUGUAUUUAUUUACCUGUAUUUGAUUCAUUAAAAUUUGUUUUAUUUUCAGUUUA
Messenger RNA from Stegodyphus dumicola, 1142 nucleotides. RefSeq names its product DnaJ heat shock protein family (Hsp40) member A4-like (gene Droj2). Lineage: Eukaryota; Metazoa; Arthropoda; Arachnida; Araneae; Eresidae. Gene Ontology annotation, molecular function: Hsp70 protein binding; ATP binding. Gene Ontology annotation, biological process: response to heat; protein folding. The record is from RefSeq and is a predicted model, not a curated record.